This is a messenger RNA of Colletotrichum siamense, 741 nucleotides long. RefSeq names its product Alpha-ketoglutarate-dependent 2,4-dichlorophenoxyacetate dioxygenase (gene tfdA-0). Bases 1 to 741 code for a protein of 246 amino acids. NCBI's taxonomy places the organism in Eukaryota, Fungi, Ascomycota, Sordariomycetes, Glomerellales, Glomerellaceae. The transcript is spliced from 2 exons. The record is from RefSeq and is a predicted model, not a curated record. Gene Ontology annotation, molecular function: oxidoreductase activity.
AUGUCAGACGACGUCUUCGAGAAUAUUGUCGCAUUAUCAGCAAAGUACGGCGUGAUCGUUUUUCGUAGCACUGGUCUUGAUGAUACCAGCCAUGUCGAGCUCGCUCGCCGUUUUGGACCGCUCUUUAGCAUGAAAAGGGUGCUGGGCAAUACGAAAACACGGCUCGAGACUGAUGAGCUCGCCGAUUUGAGCAACAUCGACCCGGACACAGGAGAGCCUGUCCCAACCGAAGGUCCCAAGACCCAAAUUGGUAGACUCGCAUCCUUAUUUCAUCCAGACCUUGCAUACAGUCAACAGCGAGCUUCGUGGAGUCUUCUCAGAGCGCACGAAAUCCCACCGCCGGGAUACGGAGGCGACACUAUCUUUGCUGAUACUAGGACUGCCUUCGACGAGUUGGACGAUGUCGAAUCCGGCCUCAAGGAAAGACUGUUAUCCAAGAACUAUCGUGGUGUUCACUCAUGGCAGCAUGCACAGAAAAUCAGUAACCCCGACUUGUUCAAAGACCUAGACCCUUCAGCCUAUCCUAUGGCCAGGCACCAACUUGUAGAGUUGCACCAGCCAUCCAAUAGGAUGAAUCUCUAUGUUGGGCUGUACAUGCACCAUAUUGAAUGCGCACCCGAGGAGGACGAAGAGAUGGCAGACCUCCAAAAAAAGCUACUCAAACACGCAACCCAAGCCAAAUACCAAUUACACGUGGAAUGGCAUGAUCCAGGUGACUUGGUCAUAUGGGACAAUAGGUGA